AUGUGGUUAGCGUCAUCCCCUAAACUGCCUUCGCUUGCUCAGCGCGUCGACAGCCACAAUGGUCGCAUGGAGCAUUUACGCUAUUCCCCAGAGUACCAGGUGCUGGCGUGCAUCCCCUGCCGGCAUGCUAUCCUGCCUGCCUACCUUGAUCCCUACCUAAAAGGUCACCGUGAGGAGUGGUUAGGUCUUGAGUCGGCCAAGGCAAUCUCUGUGCUCAAGAAACGACUCCAAGAAUUCACUCUAGCGGAUCACUCUCAGCUGAAGAUUCAGAUUCCAUCCCCUUCGUCCUUGGCGUUGCCUGGCCUAAAAGUGGAGGAGAGGCUCGAUUGCACGCAAUGUCGAUUUGUGACUCGCUCUAAGGGUUGGAUGCAAAAAAUGUCCGGACGCAUUAGCCUUCCCCACGACGUCGAGGUCGACCCCCGAAGACUGCCGUCCAUGCUAUGA
Penicillium samsonianum is the source of this 444-nucleotide messenger RNA. RefSeq lists its product as uncharacterized. The record is from RefSeq and is a predicted model, not a curated record. NCBI's taxonomy places the organism in Eukaryota, Fungi, Ascomycota, Eurotiomycetes, Eurotiales, Aspergillaceae. The transcript has a single exon. The coding region runs from base 1 to 444 and encodes 147 amino acids.